AUGCUCAAGUUUUCGCAGACCACUGCGAACCAGAUUCGCUUCCUCCUCCAAAGCCUCAACGACGCCAACUCCGACUCUGUUCUCCGCGAGCUCACUCAGUUUAUUGAAUAUGGAAUUGAGGGAAGCAUUUUGCUGCUCCAAACCUGCCUGGAUCAUCUGAAUCAUUACAGAAUAGAUAUAAAGAAUGUGGCACUGGAACGGGUUCUUGCCUCACUUUUCAAAUAUCUCAUUGACCAACCAAAUUUCAGUACUAUGUUCUGUGAAUCACUAAGAAAUACAGAGGUCAAUGAAGGAAUUGUUGAGAAUUUCUCGAGUGCAUUGCAACUGUCUGUACCUGAGAAAAUUGGCAUUGGUCUUGCCUUGUCAGAUUCAGAAAACCUAGACACCAGAAUAUGUGGCAAGAACUUCUGUAUGGCUCAGAUUGAGCAAUUAUGUGAAACUCCUGUUGACAAGAUCUCUUCCGAGAAAAUUCAGAGUAUUGUUUUGUUCCUCCAGCGGUCUGAGGGUCUUUCCAAGCAUGUAGAUUCCUUUAUGCAGAUGUUAUCUUUACUGCAGCUGAAAGAUGAUGAAAGCUCAUUUGUGUUAAGUCCAUUGCUUUCAAAUGAGCUUCGUGAUGACAAUUUUUUGAGGUGGAACGUGGAUUUGUUCCAUGAAAGUGGAGAAAAUGAUUUUGAUGCGAUUUUAGCUGAAAUGGAGAAGGAGAUGAGCAUGGGAGAUAUUAUGAAGGAAUUAGGUUAUGGAUGCACAGUUGAUUCAUCCCAGUGCAAAGAGAUUUUAUCCCUUUUCUUACCUCUCAAUGAGAUUACUAUCUCCAAAAUACUUGGCACAAUUGCCUGCACCCAUGCUGGUCUCGAGGAUAAUCAGAAUACGUUUUCAACCUUUCGAUUGGCAAUGGGUUACAGCACUUCAUCUGAUUUGCCUAUGCUAAACACCUGGAACAUUGAUGUCCUCGUGGAUACGAUCAAUCAACUUGCUCCGGACACCAACUGGAUAAGUGUUAUUGAAAAUUUGGAUCACGAGGGCUUCUACAUUCCUAAUAAGGAGGCAUUCUCUUUUUUCAUGUCUGUAUAUCAGCAUGUCUGUCAGGAGCCCUUCCCCCUACAUGCUAUCUGUGGGUCUGUUUGGAAGAAUACUGACGGUCAGCUAUCAUUUCUCAAACAUGCUGUUUCAUCACCACCUGAAGUAUUUAACUUUGCUCACUCUGUUAGGCAGCUGCCCUAUGUGGAUGCAGUGAAUGGUCACAAGCUACAACUUGGGCAUGCAAAUCAUGCAUGGUUGUGUCUAGACCUUUUGGAUGUACUUUGUCACCUAGCAGAGAGGGGUCAUGCUCUUUCCGUUCGAUCGAUACUUGAGUAUCCUCUUCAACACUGUCCUGAAGUCCUGCUUCUUGGGAUGGCACAUAUUAAUACUCCAUACAACCUGCUGCAAUAUGAAGUGUCUUUUAUUGUUUUCCCCAUGAUAGUAAAAAAUGUCAUGGGCAAUGGCAUGAUCGUUCACCUCUGGCAUACUAACCCCUCUUUGGUGCUCCGGGGAUUUAUGGAUACUUACAAUAGUGAUCCAGAGAGCAUGACUAGGAUAUUGGACAUCUGUCAAGAGCUUAAGAUUUUGUCGUCCGUCAUGGAGAUGAUUCCUUCUCCCUUUAGUAUCAGACUGGCGGCCCUUGCUUUCAGAAAAGAGCUUGUAGAACUGGAGAAGUGGUUGAACAGUAAUUUGAUUACAUAUAAAGAUACUUUCUUUGAGGAGUGCCUCAAGUUCCUAAAGGAGAUUCAAGCUGGUGGGACCCAAGAUUUCUCUACCAGACCUUUCCAACAUUCUGGUGCUGUCUCAACUCUCUAUGGGGACACUACUGCUACCUUCUCAAAGGUUCUGAAAGCUCAUGUCGGGCAGAUUACUUCUAGCCACCUUACUGAGGACUUGGAGAAACUCUCUGUGUCGAUUAUGGAUUCUAAUCCAAGGCUACCGAAUGGUGGGUCUACAGAGUCAUCAACAGAUGGAUAUGCAGAUGAUAUUGAAACUGAAGCCAACUCUUACUUCCAUCAAAUGUUUUCUGGUCAGUUGACUAUUGAAUCAAUGGUCCAAAUGCUUGCUCGUUUCAAAGAAUCUUCUGUACAAAGGGAACAAUCCAUUUUUGAGUGCAUGAUUGCCAAUCUGUUUGAGGAGUAUAGAUUCUUUCCGAAGUAUCCUGAAAGACAGCUCAAAAUUGCCGCGAUUUUAUUUGGGUCUGUCAUCAAGCAGCAGCUUGUAACUCAUCUGACUCUAGGGAUUGCUCUGCGUGGUGUUUUAGAUGCAUUGCGCAAACCUGCAGAUUCAAAAAUGUUUGUGUUCGGAACCAUGGCUUUGGAGCAGUUUGUGGAGCGUCUGAUUGAGUGGCCACAGUAUUGCAAUCACAUUCUUCAGAUAUCCCAUUUGCGCAAUACUCAUUCAGAGCUGGUGGUAUUCAUUGAACAGGCUCUUGCCAGGAUUUCUUCCGGCAAUUCAGAUCCAGAGGGAAGUAACCAUGCUUCUGCAGUUCAUCAUCACGGCCCCAGUCAAGUUACCUCAGGAAAUGUGGAGUUAAAUGGAUCUAGCAUCUUACCAACUGGGCAGACGCUAUCUUCUUCACUCCAGCUCCAACAGAGACAUGAAAGCUCUCUUGAUGAUCGUCUCAAGUCCUCAACUUCAUCGAAUGAGGUAAAACCACUUUUAUCUUCUGCGAUGCAACCUGCAGCUCCUGUUGGUGAUGCUCCGAGUAUUCAGAAGUUACAAAUUGCAGUUAGUGCUCCAUCAAUGUUGUCCACUGUUUCCCCUGGUCUUGUUCGUCCAUCACGAGGAGCUACCUCUACCAGGUUUGGCUCCGCUUUGAGCAUUGAAACAUUGGUUGCAGCAGCUGAGAAAAGAGACGCUCCCGUUGAGGCUCCAGCAGAGAUUCAGGACAAAGUAUUAUUUAUAGUUAAUAAUAUAUCACUUGCUAAUAUUGAAGUCAAGUCAAAGGAGUUCUCUGAGAUACUGAAAGAGCAAUACUAUCCUUGGUUUGCACAGUAUAUGGUUAUGAAAAGGGCAAGCAUUGAGCCAAAUUUUCAUGACAUGUAUCUGAAAUUUCUGGACAAACUUAAUUCGAAGGCUUUGAAUAAAGAGAUUGUUCAAGCCACGUAUGAGAACUGCAAGGUUCUUCUAGGGUCGGAGCUUAUAAAAUCAAGCUCAGAGGAGCGUUCGUUGUUAAAAAAUUUAGGUAGCUGGCUUGGGAAACUUACGAUCGGAAGGAAUCAAGUCUUAAGGGCUCGUGAAAUUGAUCCCAAAUCUUUGAUCAUAGAGGCAUAUGAGAAAGGUUUGAUGAUUGCAGUCAUACCUUUCACUUCAAAGGUUCUAUUCAAGAAUCUAGGAGUGGAUUUGAAGGAGAUAACACCAACUUCUCUUCUCAAGAAUCGCACCAGAGAACUUGAAGGGAAUCCUGAUUUCUCCAACAAAGAUGUUGGAGCAACCCAACCACAAAUUGCUGAAGUAAAAUCUGGAAUUAUCUCUCCACUAAACCAAGUUGAGCUACCACUUGACGUUGCUCCAUCUAAUUCUGGGAGCCACACACAUUUGUUAUCUCAGUAUGCUACGUUGAUGGAGGAUGACAAGCUUGCUUUGGGAUUAUCUGAUCAGAUCACUUCUGCUCAAGGACUGUUACAAGCUUCUCCCUCACAGUCCCCAUUUUCUGUUAGUCAGCAUCCCACAGCAAUACCUAACAUUGGAACCCGCGUAGUUAUCAACCAAAAACACAGUGGCUUGGGGGGGUUGCACGUGCAUUUCCAAAGAGUGGUUCCAAUUGCUAUGGAUAGAGCUAUCAAAGAAAUUGUCUCUGGUAUUGUUCAGCGCAGUGUUUCUAUAGCUACUCAGACAACUAAGGAGCUUGUGUUAAAGGACUAUGCCAUGGAAUCAGAUGACACAAGAAUAUUGAAUGCAGCUCACUUGAUGGUCGCAAGUUUGGCCGGAAGUCUUGCACAUGUAACAUGCAAGGAACCCUUGAGGAGUUCAAUAUUAAGUCAGCUAAGAAAUUCUCUUCAGGGAUUAAACAUCGCAAGUGAAUAUCUAGAACAAGCUGUUCAACUUGUAACCAAUGAUAAUCUGGAUCUUGGAUGUGCAGUCAUUGAGCAGGCUGCUACAGAUAAGGCAGUAGCAACAAUUGAUGGUGAGAUAGGUCAGCAGCUUUCAGUAAGAAGAAAGAGAGAAGGUGUUGGUGCAACCUAUUUUGAUGCUAACAUGUAUCCACAAGGUUCUAUGGGUGUUGUGCCAGAAGCUCUCCGCCCUAAACCUGGUCAUUUGUCCCUUUCUCAACAACGAGUGUAUGAGGAUUUUGUUCGGAUUCCCUGGCAAAACCAAUCUAUUCAAAGUUCGCAUGUUCUGCCAGUUGCUACCACAGCUUCAUCUGGUAGUGCCGGUCUCACUAGCACAUAUGGUUCAGCAUCCGGGCAACUUAACACGGGCUACUCACCAGGACCUGGAAGCAAAUUUGAAGCUGUUUCUCGUCCAUUGGAUGAAGUGAUGGAAUCCAAUUCUGCCCUCCAUCUUAGUGCUUCAUCUAUUCAUGUUGGGGUGGGCGAUGGCGUUUCCCAUGAUAGUUCUGAAAAUGAUUCUGUUGUUGGCUCAUUUCCUUCCGCUGCUUCUGCCCCCGAGCUGCACUCUGUAGAGUCAUCUGAUGCUGUAAAGGAAUCUGGAGUAUCUUCACAGCCACUGCCUUCACCUGCUGUAACUGAACGUCUUGGAAAUCUCUCAGAGCCUUCCCUCAGCACAGGGGCUGCAUUGGAAAAAUACCAGAUUGUUGCGCAGAAGUUGGAAGCCUUGGUAACUGACGAUGCUAGAGAAUCAGAAAUCCAGGGAGUCAUUGGUGAAGUGCCUGAUAUUAUACUCAGAUGUGUUAGUCGAGAUGAGGCUGCCUUGGCUGUGGCUCAAAAGGUUUUCAAGGGUUUGUAUGAGAAUGCAUCAAACCAGAUUCAUGUUGGCGCUCAUCUCGCAAUGCUUACUGCGAUUCGUGAUGUUUGCAAGCUUGUUUUUACUCAGCUAACCAGUUGGGUGAUUUAUUCUGACGAGGAGCGGAAGUUUAACAAAGAAAUUACUGUUGGCCUUAUACGCAGUGAAUUGCUAAACCUUGCAGAGUACAAUGUUCACAUGGCAAAACUUAUUGACGGUGGCAAGAAUAAGGCAGCAACAGAGUUUGCCACUUCCUUGAUCCAAACUUUGGUGAUUGAAGAAUAUAAAGUUAUCUCAGAACUUAGGAAUCUUGUUGAAGCAUUGUUUAAGGUUGCUGCAAAGCCUGGAUCUCCUGAGUCACUGCAGCAGCUGGUUGAAACUAUCAAGAAUCCUGCUGCAAAUGUGGCUGCUCUAUCUGGUAUUAAUGUUGGGAAGGACGACAAGGCCAGACAAUCGAGAGAGAAGAAGGUGAAAGAUGUGUUUGCUCAGUGGUGCCGGUUUUGUGAACUUCCUGGUGCAAACGAAAAUAAUUGUUCCCAUUUUAUCUUAAAUUUGCACUCGAUUGGCAUCCUGAAGGAUGAUCUGACGGACCGGUUUUUCCGACUACUCACAGAGAUUUCUGUUGAACAUUGUCUAUCUUCUGAGGUGAUUAAUUCAGGCACACUGCAAACUCCUCAGCAAGCGCAGAGUCUAUCCUUCCUGGCCAUUGAUAUUUAUGCUAAACUUGUAUUUUCAAUUCUCAAGAUGGAGCAGGGAUCCAGUAAAUUGAUUCUCUUGUCCAAGAUUUUGGCAGUCACAGUGAGAUUCAUUCAGAAGGAUGCAGAGGAGAAGAAAUCGUCUUUCAAUGCAAGACCAUAUUUUAGAUUGUUUGUUAACUGGUUGCUAGACCUUGGGUCUUUGGAUCCCGUUAUUGAUGGUGCUAACUUUCAGAUAUUGAUAGCCUUUGCAAAUGCGUUUCAUGCGUUGCAACCCCUCAAAGUUCCUACAUUCAGCUUUGCAUGGCUCGAGCUGGUGAGUCAUAGGAGUUUCAUGCCUAAAAUGCUAGCUGGAAAUGGUCAGAAGGGUUGGCCCUAUAUCCAACGUUUGCUGGUCGACUUAUUUCAAUUCAUGGAGCCAUUUUUGAGGAAUGCUGAACUAGGAGCUCCGGUUCAUUUCCUAUAUAAAGGUACCCUUAGAGUGCUACUUGUGCUGCUCCAUGAUUUCCCCGAGUUCCUUUGUGAUUAUCACUUCACUUUCUGUGAUGUUAUUCCCCCAAGUUGCAUUCAAAUGCGAAAUAUCAUACUCAGUGCGUUUCCCCGUAACAUGAGGCUUCCUGACCCAUCUACUCCGAAUUUAAAGAUUGAUUUGCUUGCUGAAAUCACUCAAUCUCCACGAGUUCUUUCUGAGGUUGAUGCAGCUUUGAAAGUAAAGCAGAUGAAAACCGAUGUGGAUGAGUAUCUCAAGACAAGGCAACAAGGCUCCUCAUUUUUGACUGAAUUGAAGCAAAAAUUGCUCCUUUUACCAACCGAAGCUUCCUCAGCCGGUACUCGUUACAAUGUACCCCUCAUCAACUCCCUUGUACUCUAUGUUGGGAUGCAGGCUAUCCAGCAGCUUCAGACUAGAACACCGCACGCACAGGCAAAUCAAACUGGUCCCUUUGUGUAUUUGGUAGGGGCUGCUUUGGAUAUCUUCCAGACUCUGAUAGGGGACCUAGAUACUGAAGGACGAUACCUUUUCCUAAAUGCGAUAGCAAACCAACUGCGCUAUCCAAACACCCAUACACAUUACUUCUCCUUCAUUGUUCUUUACUUGUUCGCAGAGUCAAACCAGGAAAUUAUCCAGGAGCAAAUCACAAGGGUCUUGUUGGAACGUCUCAUUGUUAAUCGUCCACAUCCAUGGGGUCUACUGAUCACAUUCAUUGAGCUAAUCAAGAAUCCGAGGUACAACUUCUGGAACCGAGCUUUCAUUAGGUGUGCACCAGAGAUUGAAAAACUCUUUGAAUCUGUAUCGAGGUCUUGUGGGGCAAAGCCUGUGGAUGAGAGUAUGGUUUCAGGUUGGGUACCUGAGACUGCUCACUGAUGCUUCGUGAAUCAUAUGGCAGUAGUUUUAGUAGGUGAUAAAUGCAGCAGCGAUGUACUUUAUUAUCUGGCUAGAACCCAGCUGUUGGAUUUGUUGUUGUAUGUUUGACUUGUAGAUGUUCUGCAAACCAACUACAACUAAAUGUAAUUUUAGUCCUUUAUUGUACGUAAGAGAUCCCAGGAGCUUUUGGCUAUUGAUAAUUUCAUCUAAUGUCGUUGAAAAGUUUGGGUGUAAUAUAACAUGGUAAACUCUAAGAGAGAUACCCUAGGAUUCAGAGUGAUCCUGUUUCCCGAUUUCAGUUUGUGCAUUUUCCCAUGAAAAAUAAAAUAAAAUGCCGUGUUCUGUAUUUGAG
This is a messenger RNA of Fragaria vesca subsp. vesca, 7339 nucleotides long. RefSeq names its product CCR4-NOT transcription complex subunit 1-like. Gene Ontology annotation, cellular component: CCR4-NOT core complex; P-body. Bases 1 to 6987 code for a protein of 2328 amino acids. The record is from RefSeq and is a predicted model, not a curated record. Gene Ontology annotation, biological process: nuclear-transcribed mRNA catabolic process, deadenylation-dependent decay. Lineage: Eukaryota; Viridiplantae; Streptophyta; Magnoliopsida; Rosales; Rosaceae. Gene Ontology annotation, molecular function: molecular adaptor activity. The transcript is spliced from 49 exons.